Labrus mixtus (cuckoo wrasse) is the source of this 4128-nucleotide messenger RNA. It is a transcript of the gene lasp1, whose product is annotated as LIM and SH3 protein 1. Gene Ontology annotation, cellular component: focal adhesion. The transcript is spliced from 7 exons. The record is from RefSeq and is a predicted model, not a curated record. Gene Ontology annotation, molecular function: actin filament binding. NCBI's taxonomy places the organism in Eukaryota, Metazoa, Chordata, Actinopteri, Labriformes, Labridae. The coding region runs from base 240 to 944 and encodes 234 amino acids.
GGACGCGCGCUUUCCGUGUCUGGUUAGUGGACUGACAGCCAGCUGUGCGCCUACAACGACAACAACAACCUCCUGGAUUUAGCUUCUUACAACAAGAUUAGCGUUGGUCUCUUAUACCGAUCACAAUCAUUCACUGUAGCUAGUUGUGUUUUUUUAAAGUGUGUACCCGACAGCACACGGCUACAAACAGAAAUCAUCGGCGGUUUCCGUGCUAACUAGCUAGAGAGCAUUCCUCCAACAUGAAUCCGUUGUGUGGCAGAUGUAAUCUAGUCGUUUACCCCACGGAAAAAGUGAAUUGUCUGGACAAGUACUGGCAUAAAGGAUGCUUCAGCUGCGAGGUCUGCAAAAUGACUCUAAGCAUGAAGAAUUACAAAGGCUUCGAGAAGAGACCAUACUGCAAUGCACACUACCCCAAGACAGGCUUUACCUGCGUGACUGACACUCCAGAGAACCUCCGCCUCAAACAUCAGAGCAAAAUGCAGAGCCAGUUUCGCUACAAGGAGGAUUUUGAGAAGAAUAGAGGGAAAGGUUUCAGUGUGGUCGCAGACACGCCAGAGAUGAAGAGAAUUAAGAAAACGCAGGAGCAAAUCAGCAAUAUCAAGUAUCAUGAGGAGUUUGAGAAGAAGAAGAUGGGAGGAGAGGUCCCACCACAACAGCCAAGCAACCCCAGCCCAGCAGCUUUCCAGCCGCCUGCAGCCACUCAGAACUUCCACUACGAGCCUGCUCCUGAACCUGUGCGCCAGGCGGCCGCUGCUCCACCUCCCAGUGCUGGACGGUACAGGGCCGUGUACGACUACGCUGCUGCGGAUGAGGAUGAGGUUUCCUUUGUGGACGGAGACGUUAUUGUAGAUGUGCAGCAGAUCGACGAAGGCUGGAUGUAUGGCCGCGUGGAGCGCACCGGCCAGCAGGGCAUGCUGCCUGCAAACUACGUAGAGGCCAUCUGAGAGAGAGAGGGAGAGAAGAAGAGGGAAAGAAAAAGAAAGAGGUAGAGAAAGGGAGGGAAAGAAGGAAAGGAAAAGCCCAGUGCCAUCUCAUCUUAAUGCCGCUUUCUCUUGAUUUUACUAUUGUUCCCUAAUCUGUCCUGUGAGACCCUGAACCCCCCCGCCGCCCCCCCCUUUUGCAUCCUUUCUCUGCUCCAGCUCCACCUCAGACACCCUCUGCCUGUCUGUCUGUUUCUCUGUCUGUCAGUCUGUGCUGUUUUUCGUCCUCAAACCUUGCUCCACUCUCGUGCUGUCACAAGGGGAAAUCAAAAGUCUUAAAAAAUAAACUUGCAGUACGUCAGGGGUCAUUACGAGUCGCCCAGCUUCAUCCUAGUUACAGUACCUAACAAUCCUGACACAAUGUCAUGCAAAAAAAAGAAAAUUUUCCCACCACUGCAAGCAUUUGUUUGUGAAUGAAGUUAAAAGUUUGGGUGGCUGUGGCAUUUUCAUAAGCCUCUUUGAUUUCUAUUUUUCUUUAAUUUUGCAGUGUGAUCUGUGCCCGACUGGAAAUGCAGUGUAGAAUCUCAGUCUAUCAGAGCUAAGCUUGAAUAUUUUUAACUUGUGUACAUUCCUUUAACCUCUGACCGUGUUGUUGCUGUUGCACCAGUCAGCCAAUUAAUCAGUCUUAACAGAGGUUUUUGAUACAUUUAUAGACGGACACACAUGCUGCCAUUGUGUGCUCAAAGAAGGCGUCCUCUUGUAUAGCACUGCAUCACGGCUAUCGUUGUGAAACUGGAAUCGUAGCCUAACUGAAGAGCACCUCCUGUCAUCAGGGUUGUCCAUACAGGAGGAUCAGAGACAAGUUAGGGGACAUUAUCAGUCCAUCUCUUGCAGCCACACUUAUUCAUCACCUUAGUCAGUGUGGAUGUAGAGAAAAACAUAUAUACAUAUAAAGCCUCAUUCCAUUUUUGCAGCCUGGAUGUGUUAAGUUCUGAGAGAAUCCAAAUUUAAUGGUGAUGAAUAUUUUGAGAAAGGAGAUGGUUGAAGGCCUUCUUCCCUUUAUGCUGCAAGAAAACACACUCAUAGAAGAAGAAAACGGCAGCUGCCGAGCACAACUCUAUAUCGUGAUCUUUUUCAUUUCAAAUUGAUUCCACUGAGUGAACAUUCCAGUCCUUGUUUUUCCAUUUAAUGUGAGAGAAGUUGUUUAGUCCUUGGCUGUACUAAAUGUUGUCCUCCUUCCCCCCUGCUGUUCUUCUUUUGACCUUCCUUGUUAUCGUAAGAAGCUUAAUUAAUCAAGAAAGUGUUACUAAAAAAAAUAAAUAACCAGCAACUCAAUUUAUGAACCAAGGCAGAAGAGUUUAUCUAGACUUGUGCAGUAUUAGAACCGUUUUGAGAUUUUCGAACCUGCAGAUUCAGGGCAAAUGCUUGUUUCUGACCAGCAGAUCUCUUAUUCUCAAGAUUUCAUUAAUAUCACAUAUUUAAUGAAAGAUUUAUUUAAUCCUUUUGGUUCCUAAAUAUUCCACAGAGGGAGGCACAGACACUGAUAAACAACAGUAAGCUUUUAUUCUGGCAGGUGGAUCCCAAAACUAUUCUGGAUUUUGUCCAAAUGUACCAUCAUCAGGCUGGCUGUUUCUAAGGUGUAAAGAUGGCUGGUUCAUAAAAACAUAAAAUCAAGCAUUUAAGUUGCUGGUUGCUACACAUAUAUAAUACAUCAAUUCUCCACUUCAGAUACUGCAGCUCUGCGAGGACCUCAUUAGACUUUAACAUUUAUAUCUGACCAUUCCUGGUGGUGUAAAUAGUCUUAUCUGGCCCCUGACCAUACACCGCUCUUCUUCUUGACUUGCUGUGUCAUUCUCCUGUGAUGCACUGUGACUGUCACAGACAUGAGUGAUCAGGGCGGUUAAUUCUUAGGUGUGGGGUGGGGUUGGGGCAGCCAAAAACUGUUCAGCUUUAUUAAAGGAAUCAAGGCCCUCACUAUGUAGCUAGAUGACAUUGUACAAUUGUAUAUGUAUCAUAAAGAUGAGUUAGGGGAAAUCGUUCAUACAGGUCAUGGUGCUUUGGAAAGUAGCUUGCCUGCAGAAAAAAAAAAGUUCCUAUAUUAUUUUGGAAUGUGGCUGAUGGGAAGUGAUGUGAUUUUAAUAGGCAUCUCCAGUUUGGUGAAAGUUGGUGUUUAACACUUUUCUAAUGUGAUUAAUUGUUGCAGGAAUAAUAAUAAAAAAAAGCCUGAAACUGGAAUGAACCAAUAAAUGAACACUCUGUAUGUUCGCCUGUAAGUUGCAUUAACCUCUAACUUGACAACAGGACAAGUUUAUUUGCAAAACAGACGCUGGAUUGGAAAGCUGUGCCAGAGCUCAUAUUGUUCCUCUUGGAUAACCUCAAGAGAUGUUGGUUUGGUUUGAAGUGAAAUGAUUGCUGUUCCUGGCUUUAUGAUGCUAUCUGCUCAAAUUUAAUUUAAUAACAAAACUGGUAGUCUCCGAUGCAAGCGUUCGUUUAGUCUCGACGGCAUCGGUUCUUUCAGCUGGUGUUUUGGAUGAAAUGAAAAAGUGGCUAAAGCCAGCCAUUGUUGUGUAAGUGUGGCUCAGGAUAGAUUUAAGUCAAAUGUGAGUGUGUGAUGGUGUAAAGUGUGCGAGGCUGAAUCUCCCGGGCUGUGAAGCAGGGCAAGUUGUUUGUCUGACCUGGAUAUUAGUCAGGGGUUGACCUCUUUGCGCCAAAUGCGGCUCUUCUGCUCUGGCAUCACUCAUCUACUGAACCGUAACAUCAUAUCAUAUAACCAUUUUCUCAUUCAGUUUCUGUCUCGUAUCCUGUCCACCCGUCUGAUAGUCCCUCUUUCCUUCAGCCUUCAUCGUAGCCCCCUGCGCUUCUAAACCAACCCCCCCCGCCCCCCUACCCCACCCCUGCUUCUAUGAUACUGGAUAUAUACUGUAGACUUUGCAGAGUGAAAUCAUGUAAUCCUCUAUCGGGUUUAGCAUACAGACCAGUUUUGUGCAUUCCAUCUUAAAUUGUUUUGUUUUUGAUAUAUUUUGUUUUGUUUGUUUUUUAAAUAAAAAAUAAAGAACAUAUGCAUAAUGACAUACACGUGUAUUCAAAACUCAUACUGGAUACAAACUCAGAGACAAGGACCUGAUAUCAUCUCCUGUUGCCCUGUUACAGCACUUCAAAUUGUACUUAUGAUUCUGCAGAUUCAAUAAAAUGUCAUUUUUUUCUCAGA